This is a messenger RNA of Propithecus coquereli (Coquerel's sifaka), 1870 nucleotides long. RefSeq names its product Kruppel-like factor 8 (gene KLF8). The record is from RefSeq and is a predicted model, not a curated record. NCBI's taxonomy places the organism in Eukaryota, Metazoa, Chordata, Mammalia, Primates, Indriidae. Gene Ontology annotation, biological process: regulation of transcription by RNA polymerase II. Bases 589 to 1668 code for a protein of 359 amino acids. Gene Ontology annotation, molecular function: RNA polymerase II cis-regulatory region sequence-specific DNA binding; DNA-binding transcription factor activity, RNA polymerase II-specific. The transcript has 7 exons.
UUUAAGGAACUCCACCCUAGGUGGAGUCCUAUGAUAGUCACACCUCUCCUCUGGGCCUAGCCCAGCCAGAAAAAGACGGAGUCACUCCACCCACUCAGGUUGCCUAGAGAUCACUUUAGGUUCUGACCCGUGUGGGGCGCGAGGUCCCCAGUGGGGCAGCUAGGUAGCUCCAAGAAAUCCGGCGCCAGAGGACCUGCACGAGUUGCUGCCAUUUUUCGCUGAAGCCCCUGCCCUGGGCUGAUGUUCUAUAUGUUUCUAGCGAUCAUCGGCAUUUUCUCCUCCCUUCUUUCUUUUUAGGAAGGCGCUGGGGUGUGCGGCGGCAACAGCGGCGGUGAAGGGAUCCUCUUGUGAUAUCUCCUCGUGGGUUCCCGUCUUGAAAGAUUCCUUCUCCGCCUCAACUUUGUGUUCAACUGGGAGAAAAAGGGGAGGUGGGGGGCCGAGAAGGAGAAGAAGAGAGCGCGUCGCUUGGCGCGCUGUCAGACAGGGGCGGGUGUGAGGGGAACAGCUGUCUUGAGAUCAGCUCAGGAGUAUGAGCCUCCCGGAGGACGGCAUGAGCUCUGGACAUUUCAGGAGUCCUCAGCUAGUGACAUGGGCGAUGUGGAUCUACUCAUAAACAACUUGGAGGUCCAAUUUAAUUCAGAAGGUGGCUCAAUGGAGGUAUUCAAACAGGUCACUGACCCUGUUCAAAUCAGGGAUCCCAGUGAGACAGCAGACAGAAAUAAUAUGACAUCGCCAUCACUCCUGGGUGCCAACCCCAUGGAGAACCCAGCACUGUUUAAUGACAUCAAGAUUGAGCCACCAGAAGAACUUCUGGCUAAUGAUUUUAGCUUGCCCCAGGUGGAACCUGUCGACCUCUCCUUUCACAAGCCCAAGGCUCCUCUUCAGCCUGCUAGCAUGCUGCAAGCUCCAGUACAUCAUACCAAGCCACAGUCUGCUCCCCAGGCCCUUGUGGUGUCCACUUCAAAAUCUGAUACAAGCACUUCAGCAAACAUCCCUACUGUUCUGACUCCAGGCUCUAUCCUGACCUCCUCUCAGGGCACUGGUGGCCAGCAGAUCGUACAUGUGAUUCACACUAUCCCCUCAGUCAGUCUGCCAAAUAAGAUGGGUGGCCUGAAGACCAUCCCUGUGGUGGUGCAGUCUCUGCCCAUGGUGUAUACUACUUUGCCUGCAGAAGGGGGCCCUGCAGCCAUUACAGUCCCACUCAUUGGAGGAGAUGGCAAAAAUGCUGGAUCAGUGAAAGUUGACCCUACCUCCAUGUCUCCACUGGGGAUUCCAAGUGACAGCGAGGAGAGUGCAACUGAGAGUGGAUCCUCCACCUUACAGAGUCUGCAGGGACUACAGCAAGAAUCAACAACAAUGGCCCAAAUGCAGGGAGAAGAGUUGCUUGACUUGAAGAGAAGACGGAUUCACCAGUGUGACUUUGCAGGAUGCAGCAAAGUGUACACCAAAAGCUCUCACCUGAAAGCUCACCGCAGAAUCCAUACAGGAGAGAAGCCUUAUAAAUGCACCUGGGACGGCUGCUCCUGGAAAUUCGCUCGCUCAGAUGAGCUCACCCGCCAUUUUCGCAAGCACACAGGCAUUAAGCCCUUCCGGUGCACAGACUGCAACCGCAGCUUUUCCCGCUCUGACCACCUGUCCCUGCACCGCCGGCGCCAUGACACCAUGUGAACAGCAUAGGCUGCACUAGAGAAGCUGUGCUGUUCUCUUUCCUGUGUGUGUGCUGAGGUCAAGACUAUUUUUUUCUAUUUGACUUCAAUGUGUUUCUGGGAUGGAGUUGAAGCAGCCCACUGAGCCAGGUGGAGGACACUGGAGGAAAAGAUAGCUUGUCUCCCACGGAGCUCUUCAUAUUACUUCACCUCUGCACUCCCCA